Molecule: messenger RNA, 732 nt
Organism: Trichosporon asahii var. asahii CBS 2479
Lineage: Eukaryota; Fungi; Basidiomycota; Tremellomycetes; Trichosporonales; Trichosporonaceae
Exons: 1
Coding region: 1-732 (243 amino acids)
Source: RefSeq, a predicted model, not a curated record
AUGUCCACAAGCGAAGAUGGACCCCGAUCCCCCAAUCGCCUAACCCAUGGAGCAGGGAGCCCGUCCUGCGACUCCAUUGAUGAGGCCGGAAAUCACUGUUCUUGGCAUGUGUGCGGCUCAGAGGAGUGUCCCGAGCCUGGAAAGGCGUGGCGAGAUCGAGGGAUCAGUGGAGGUAACGGCGAGACGCUCUGGGACCGGCUCGCCUCUCGACGAUAUGUGGAUGAGCGUAUUUGGGCCUACGUCGAUCACGACUGGGUGCCUUCCAGCUCUCGCCCGCUGUUGGUGCUGGGCGCCGACGACGAGACCUGCCAGCGGGGAUGUGCCAUGGUGCACGUGAAGUGGGAUGGAGAGGUGACCUCGCGAACACCAGGCGACGUGCGCCUCCUCACGGAUGUUAAGGCGGACACGCCGCUCACCGCCCUCGCCCCCGCCAUCGGCAGCUUCUCCUUCAAGUCUGUUCCAGGGCUGCAGGAGUGGACUGAGUACAACGAGGGCGAUGACAGCAUGACCUGGGGCCAAUACUGCUUCCACCGCAUCAGCUACGACAAGUGCGGCCGAGACGUAAUCGAGUUCAAGAAGAAGCUCGGUGACAAUCUCGUGCAGUGCGCGGGAGAGAAGUGGGAGAUCCUCUCCCGAGAUCGCAGGUGGACUUGGCUGCGGGAUGCGCACGAUCGCAGAGAUCGGCUGAGACAGUGCAAGACGCCAAGGAAGCCAGAUGAGAAUGCCUGGUAG